This is a messenger RNA of Thlaspi arvense, 2952 nucleotides long. The record is from the annotation of a GenBank genome assembly. NCBI's taxonomy places the organism in Eukaryota, Viridiplantae, Streptophyta, Magnoliopsida, Brassicales, Brassicaceae.
GGUCCGGGCUCUUUCUCCCUCUUUAGUAUGAAAUUGAAAAGAUAAUUUCUCAUCCAAUUCUGGAAUUUGGUUCCAUUUCUUCAGCAUUUACUGGCAAAUCAUAUUCAAAAAUCCCAGCCAAACAUGGCGGAACCUGAAACGGAGAAGAAAACAUUACCAGUGAUGCUACACUGCUCUCUUCUCUCGGAUUAUCAAUCUUCGUCUCCACCAGCAAAAAUUGCAACGAAAGAGCGAACGUUGUCCAUACCAAACUGGUCUCAUCUCCCUGAAGAGCUACUUCACAUCAUCUCGACACAUCUAAAAGACUGUUUCGAUGUUCUUCACGCUCGCUCUGUCUGUCAAUCAUGGCGAUCCACAUUUCCCUUCCCCGCUUGCCUGUUAAGCCCAAGUUAUAGCCUUCCCUCAUACGCCACGUUCCCUCUUGAAAGCAAAGAAUCGUGCACCACCCUCAAGAAGAUCCCUUUGUUUCUCAUUAGAAUCACGAUUUCUCCAGGUGCUUCUGCGGCUGCUCCUGGCUAUUUGUGUUUCUUGGGAGGGUUAGGCAAAGGUACAGAGCUUCUUCUUCCAUCUCCCACUCUUCAGUGCUCAGUGAAAGUGAAGAUCCCAGGGUUUUUACCAACAGUGAGGAACAUGCUCGACUGCGAGAUCGUCACUCUGGGCCAUCAGUACAGAAUGAUCGGUUGGGAGCUUAGAGAUUACAGAGGCGUGGUGUUUCUUCCGCUAAACAAGGAAGGAGAAUUCGUCGUGCUUAUCAACUACACUAAUAUUUUGUUGGUGUUAACAAGUGCUGAAAUGAAGUGGAAGCAGCUUAAGAACGUCCCCGAUGCUUCCUUCUCGAAUCUAAUCGCUUUCAGAGGCAGAUUCUACGCAGCGUUUCGUAACAGGGAAGUCGUCGUCAUCGAUCCUUGUUCUCUGGAUGUGACUCCAUUGAUGCCAUCGCAGCCUGAGCCUUUGAGCUCGACUAAUUAUCUUGUUCCAUCUGGAGAUGACGAUGAGCUUUUCCUGGUUGAGCUAAUCAUCCCGACUUUUGGUGAUUCGCAUGAUCAUCCUUUGACAUGUAGAGUGAGUAAGCUAGAUGAGGAAACGUGUAGAUGGGUCGUGGUGAACCAUUUGGGAGACAGAGUUUUAUUCAUUGGGUUUUUCGGAAACGUAUCGUGCUUCGCCAAGGAUCUUCCUGAUGGCUGUGGUGUGAGUGGGAACUCGAUUUUGUUCACUAAUGGGAUAUGCAAUGUAACUUUCUCUUAUAAAUAUGUAGCGGGAAGUGCAGAAGAUGGCUUCAGCUUAUGGAGAAUGUCAAGAGAGAAUCGUGUGAGGAUCGUCAACAGAUCUCCGGUUGUGGCUCUCCGUCUUUCGAUUCCUGACCUUCCCCCAUAUCUGAAAAGGAACACUGAUUUCGGAGACCGCGUGCUGUUUGUUGAAAUCGAUGCUCAGAGUGAUUUUUAUUCUUGCCCUUACAACAAAGAAGAGAUCGAUUACAAUAUUGGGUUCUCUGUGGCUUUAGCAAUUGUAGAAAUGGCAGAACCUGCAAGGAAAAAGAAUACACCAUUGUUGAUUCUAGACUGGACUAAGCUCCCUGAAGAAAUACUUGAACUCAUCAGCGAGAAGCUUGGCUAUUUCAAUGUUGUUCAUGUACGGUCAGUGUGUCGGUCCUGGAGAAAAAUAUUCCCUCUUCCUUCUUGUCUAGUGCUUCAGACCUUCUCUCUUCCUACAUAUCCAAUCGAAAAAGUUGGAGUGUGUAGUGUGGAGAAGAUUCCUAUUUUUCUCUUUAAGGUUCAAAGAGCUCCUGCUGAUUCUGCUACUUCUGCUUUGUCGACUUAUUACGUGGGAGCUAUAAACCGGGAUGAGUGUGGUGAUUAUAUGGAGCCUCCAUCUCCUCUUCAAGGUUCACUGAGAGUGAUGGUAUCAAGAUCUGAUCCGAAACUGGUGAAUAUGGUUGACUGCGAGGUCUUCUCUAUGAGCCAUCAGUACAGAAUGAUCUGUUGGGAUCCUAAAGGACUAAAAACAAUUUACAAGCAUGUGGCUUAUCUUCCGCUACACAAGAAGGGAGAAGGAGAAUCCGUUGUUCUCGGUGGCUGCAAGAAAUAUCUUCCGCUACACAAGAACGGCGAAGGAGAAUUCGUUGUUCUCCGUGGCUGCAAGAAAUAUCUGCUGUUCUUAACAAGUGCUGAGAGGAAGUGGAAGAGGUUUAAGGAAGGUUGGGUAUGCACAAGUGUAGUCACUUUUAGAGGCAAGUUCUAUGUAACCAUUCUAAGCAAAGGCGUUUUCGUUAUUGAUCCUUAUACUAUGAAAGCGACUCAGUUGAUGCCUUCUCCUGGUGUGAGUGGAGCCAACUAUCUAGUUCCGUCUGGUAAUGAUGAGCUUUUCUUGGUUGAGAGAUUGGUGAUUAGUGCUGGUCGGAUAACGUGUAGAGUGUUUAGGAUGGAUGAAGAGGUCGGUGGAUGGGUAGCCGCUACUGAUUUGGGAGGUGGAGUGCUGUUUUGUGGACACGAAGUAAACUUCUGUUGCUCGGCUGAGAAGUUGCCCGAUGGUUGUGGUGUGACUGGUGACUCGGUUUUGUUCACCAAUCAUCUGAAAGAUGUGACUUAUUUUUAUAAGUAUAAACCACCCCCAUGUGCAGCAGAAGGCGUUGGGAGUGAGUGGAUAAUCUCAAGAGAGAGUCGUGUGAAGUUCGUCAAAUCUAGAUGUCCUUCUGUGGCUUUUCAGGUCGAUUUGUGUGAAGAAUGAAGAUCAUCAAAUUUAAAUCUCAAGACAUAGUGGUGUGAAGUUCAUCAAAUCAUACGUUGGCUACUUUGAGACAUCUAUUGCUUUUGUUUUUCUGAAGGAUCAAAACAAAGGAAUCCUAUGGUUUUUUUUUGUUGUAGAUCUUGUACUGCUUGAUGCUAGUGGUUUAACACACAUCAGUGUCAACGAAAAAUAUUGUUUCAUAAAAUUUUCUGCAUUCUGACUGUUAAU